AUGGCAGACUUCGUCUUCGUCCCCACGUAUGAAACAUUUCAUUGGAUCAAUGAUGAUACGAAUUUACCGACACGAGACCUUGUUCCAAUCAUGGCCAAAACCGAGAAGUCUUUUCCCAGAAACUUUACAGGCUGUCUGACAUGUGUCCAAGUACUGAACAUCAUGGUGCUUCUCGGCUUUAUGCUGAACUACGCCCUCCGUGUCAAUCUGACCAUCGCUAUCGUGGAGAUGAUCUACGACGGCAAAAGCAAUACGACAGUUAUUGCAAACCUCACAGACUCGCUAAAUGUCACUCAGCAUCCAGAACACAUCGAGCAGACCCGCUAUCACUGGGACACGAAACAGAAAAACCAUCUGCUAGGAUGUUUCUUCUGGGGAUACGUUCUCACAGAGUUGCCAGGCGGCCGACUGGCAGAAAUCAUAGGAGCUCGGCGAGUUUUUGGCUACAGUACUCUUCUAGCCAGUGUUCUCACAUUGCUGUCUCCAGCUGCAGCAUCUCUUGGCUUCGGAUGGAUCGUGGCGCUUAGAGUAAUUCUUGGCUUCCUACUCGGUGCUACAUGGCCUGCUAUCCUCCCGAUGGCCUCAAAAUGGAUUCCUCCCAUGGACAGAUCCAAAUUCAUGUCCAACAUGAUGGCGUCUUCUCUGGGAGCGGCGAUAACGAUGCCGAUCUGCGGUUUUCUCAUAGCACACUUUGGUUGGGAAUCCGCUUUCUAUUUCACUGGUAUUAUUGGUGUCAUGUGGUCGGUGGCAUGGUUCGCUGUGGUCUACGACUCUCCCGCACAGCAUCCCCGCAUCUCUGAAACCGAAAGGAACUAUCUCAUGAAGGCAUUACCGCAGGACGUUUCUAAAGGACAUAUGCCAGUCCCAUGGCGCAGUCUUCUAACGUCAGCGCCAGUAUGGGCCAUCGUCUUCACCCACGGCGCGUCAGUCUUCGGAUACUUCACCGUCGUGAACCAACUGCCCACUUACAUUGAGAGCAUACUGGGAUAUAAUAUUAAACACAACGGUCUGCUCUCAUCUCUGCCGUAUCUCGGAAAGUAUCUAUGUGCAUUGGCCUCAUCCGUCCUGGCUGACUCUCUUCGCCGCACCGGACGCCUCUCGACCACCGCCGCAAGAAAACUUUUCACUGGAUUUGCUGUUGGGUUACCUGGUCUAAUGAUGUUAGCCCAAGCCUUCUUCGGCCACGACAGGAUCUGGUCCAUCGCCAUCUUCACCCUCGCGCUGACCAUCAAUGGCGCGGUCACCGCCGGCUACCUCGGCAACGGAUUGGAUAUCGCUCCUAAAUUCAGUGGAACUAUCUUCGGUAUCGCAAAUACUCUAUCUUCAUUCGGCGGCUGGCUUUCAACAUACAUGGUUGGCGAAUUAACCAAGGAACAUAACACAUACGAACAGUGGCAAAUCGUGUUUUUCAUUCUCGCCGGCACGUACGUGUGUGGGUCCCUCGUUUUCGUUAUUUUCGGCUCCGGAGAACUUCAACCGUGGAAUUCUCCAUCUUCUCCAACACCGAAACACGAGGAACAACCAUUAAACGAGGAGAAAGCG
Brenthis ino (lesser marbled fritillary) is the source of this 1542-nucleotide messenger RNA. Lineage: Eukaryota; Metazoa; Arthropoda; Insecta; Lepidoptera; Nymphalidae. The record is from the annotation of a GenBank genome assembly.